This is a messenger RNA of Podarcis lilfordi (Lilford's wall lizard), 7636 nucleotides long. NCBI's taxonomy places the organism in Eukaryota, Metazoa, Chordata, Lepidosauria, Squamata, Lacertidae. The record is from the annotation of a GenBank genome assembly.
AGUGCGAAAGAGCUGGCCCUGGUUUUGCAUGGGGGGGGGGCCUUGUCUAGGGCUGGUGCAAGUUUGGGAGCUCACCUUUCCACAGGAGGAAUCGGAAGAGAUCCUCAGCUUGCCUGCCUUGGGAAAGAUGGAUUUGGAGAAGUCACAACAUGAAAAAGAGCCUGCAUGCAAUUUUAUGGUUGGAAGUCCCUUGCUCUGUGGGGGAAAGAGUGAGAGAGACUUAGGAAAACAUUUAACAGCCCAAAUCGAGAGUUGGUUAGUAGUGCAAGUAACUUUCGUUUGCUUGUUUUUCAUAUUAGGUCAUUCCUUUUUAAUGCAACCCUAAGCAAGACGCCGCAUGAACAGCAGUGCUGAGCCCCUGAAGGGUUUUAUCAUAUAGGUGGUGUACAGUUAUAUACAGUAUGCUCUCUUAUGGAAACUUCUAAUUAACAAAAGGCAAAUUCCCUAUACUGUAAAUUACCAACCGUCUAUGACAUUUUUUUAAAAAAAAUCCUCUAAGGAAAAAUUUUCUGUGAAACAAUUUUCAGUGUGAAACGAGGUGGUGCUAAAAAGAAGGCAAACAUUUGUGGGACACUUGUAGAACGCUUUCCCCCUUCCUAUAGAUUACUUGCUGUGGUGUGCUUCCCCUUUGCAAUACAUUUUAAAUUGGCUUCAGACUUCAAGCAGUCAUAGUCUAGUUUAUUCUCGCUCCUAGUAAGAGAUUAUCCAGCCAGGAAGCAUGAAAAAGCUAAUUAUUAGCUAGACAUAAAGUUAUUUCGCACAAAAUACGUUUCACUUCAUAUACAAUGUUUCCCUGAAAAGUGUCUUUUUGGUGGUGGGGAGGGAGCGCACAAUGCAACUAAAAAUAUUUCAAUUUAGCAAACAAAGCAAAAAUUAAUUUGAAAUAAACCAAGGCCUGUUUUGCUAGAUUAAUCGUUUGCUUAUCUUUUGUAUAAUAUACUGGAAGAUGUGUAAACUAACUCAUUAAUUCAUAUUCCUCCACCACCCACCCCACAAGCUUACUUAUGUUCUUUUGUAGGUUUUGUCUGAUAAGCACUUCAUGAAUACGAAUGCAAUAAUUCACAGGCAAGAGGUGAACUUGUGAGGUAAGUAAAAUGUAGUUGCUUUAUCUGACAUAUACCAUGUUACUUUAAAGAGGGAGAGGAGAAUCAUUACAUGAUGUGGAGGACUGAUUAUAUACUCCAUCACCAGAAAUUCAGUUGGGAAAGCUAAGAAAAGUAAUACUCAUAUCUGUGGUAGAAUUUAAAGUCUGUUACUAAGGACUAUUUGCAUUUUUAAUGGUGGAAUAAUUUACUGUAGUACAUUGCUAAUAUCUACUAUAAGCACUCUUUGGGGAAGCAAGAUCUGCACGUUUUAUUUUAUUAAGCUCUAAAUCCGAUUGCUGAAGAAAUUUUAGACAGAGACAAUGUCUGGAAUAAUUUACGCAAACAAGGACUGGCGUUCAUUUUUCCAUCAAUAAGGUUUUAGAAGACUCUAGAAUACUUAGCUUAAACUAAACAAAGUCUUGUCUCUAGGAAACUUGCGACCCAACAUGCAAGUAAGUUAAUCUGGUAGCGUCAUGUUAGGUUCAGGAAUAUGAAUCAGGUGAAACAGUAGGUCCCUUGGGUUAACUGGGUCAUGGGUUCGACUGCGAGGGAGCAAACUGAAUAUGCCUGAACAAGCUUGUCAGCUGGCACUGUGAAUGGAAAAUAUAAAACAAAAAAUAAAGGUGAUUGCUUCUUACAUGCCCCUGGCACUGAUAGAAUCAGGCUUUACAAAAAUGAAUUCUGUUCCCUUUCAUAUGGACUUCAAUAUCAUCACAAGGUGAUUUUGAAAAAGAAAUUCUAACAAAGGUUCAAACAGCUCAGUCUGUAACUUUGUCCCCAAUUUCCCCAGAUACGAAUUCACUUAAAACUAUUGCGUAAAAUUACUGAUAACUAACGCAUCUUACCAUAAGCACAAACUUUUUGAAAUGAUGCACGUAUCCUUUCCAACAUAUCACUCGGACAAUAACUCCUAAGGAUUUACAUGGCCAGGUUAAAAAACGAAAUGCUAGAAUGAUCCCCACCCAACACACCCAUCUCUACUUCAUAAAUAGUAAGGCCAAGCUGUAUUAUUUUCCAGCAGGAAAAUCCUGGAAAAACUGUAUUAGCAAAGCACCUCUAAAAUAGUCUGUCUGACAUCUGCAGCUUUUCCCCUUAAAAUAAACCAAAUAUAAAAAACAGGCUAAUUAAUAAGCAGCUAAAGUUAACUGGGAAAAGAGCCACAAAGAACUUGAUAAAAGCAAAAACAAAACAAAGAUGCAGCAAAGUGUUUUGGGUUAUCUUUUUCCACAAGCACAGUUAUUUAUUUAUGGAAAAAAAUACGGAGAAAAUUUCUACCUCAUGCUCAAGGCUUUAGCACAUGCUUCUGAUUGGCACAAUAUGUGGAUACACAAAGGGCCUCAUGAGGUCCAUUUAGUUAGCCUAAAAUAAAUAUUUCCAACUCAUUCUUGAGCUCAAAUAAUAAUUGCUUGAUUGUAACUUCUAAUAUGCAUGGGUCAGUUAUUCUAUUGUUUCUUUCAAGUACUUGUCCAUCUGUUUUUGAGACCCUAAACAUCUAAAUUAUAUAAAUUACAUAAAGCAAGAUACUGAAGGGUCUUUUUUAUUCUGCUGUCCAGUACUGUCAAGCACAUCUAUUUUGUUUGUUUGCUUUAAUUAACAGACUGUUUGUUUUCUUUGAAACCAGGUUACCCACAAAGUGAGACACUUUUUGCUGCAGGAAUUCCAAAAGGUGUGGGUGACUUAUAAUGAAUAUAAACAUUGAUCAGUUCAUCCAGCCAGAUUUAUAAAGUUUUAUUCCCCUUCUACGGGAAGGGGGGUGGAAACCACAAAAAGAUUUAAACGGAGGUACAGCCCAGCCAAAUUUAAGCAUUUCCCCAGUUCCAUUGCUUUCAACGAGAGUUAAACAUCAGUUUAAUUUUAGUCACAUUGAAAUCUUAACUCAUAUUCCGCACUGAGACAAAAUAGAAAGACCAGUGACGGUUACAUCUUGAAAGAAAACAGCAUAGCUGCCUUUGUUUAUCAAGAUGAAACAGUGUGCCAUCUAUGCCUUUAUUGUUUAAUGCUGAGGAGGAGGGGUGGUUUUUCCUCUCUCUCAUCUUCUUGUAGUUUAUUCAACAUAGAUACAGGGAAGGAUUAGCAGUUAAGCACAAGCAAACGUGUUUUACAAUUUCAACCUUUUAGUGCAUAACUUCCUUACUUAAACUACUAGAGCCUAUAAUCACAACGAUUUUACCUGAUGGAACACGUUUUUCAGAAAUAUAAUCCAACUGUUUAUCCUAACAUGUCAUAAAUUGCAAUUCUCCCCAAAAGCCUGUAAGACUGACAUCCAUCGCUCUUAAAACGCCUAUUGCCUUUGCAGACACAUCAUCAACAAAGGAUUUCUCCAUUAUUAUUCCCCAACUUAGUUAAAUACGAGCUCUGAGGUUGCCUUUGCUCAACACACGAUUGUCCCGAAGGCCAUUUUGAGGUCAUCCGUGUUCACAUCAGGCACAUGACAACCACACAGCGAGUUGACUGUUGGGUGGCAGAUGAGGAAAAAAAAACCCUGGAACCUGUCCAGGCCCAAUUUUAUGUGUGAAAGUUCUGUAAAAUUUUGCUUUAUUGUCUCCCUUAAUUAGGAUUUAUGAGGAGCCUUUCCUUAAGUGUCACAGUGUUGUGUUGCAACGUUCUUGGGAAUUUAAACACCAUCACUGGCAAAGUGGCAGGCAGUUGGGCCACCUGAUUGCAGUGUGCAUCCAGGGUGACAUGAAUCUCUCAACAGCAUUUUGGUACAGAGCUCGAGAGUUGCUCCUGUUAAACAGGCAGUGCCCCUAAAUUCGAUGCUGAGGAUCCCCUUGAGGAGACUGAUACCUGACAAAGAGCUCAGGCUUUCCAUGAUGCUUGAAACAUCAUCAAAAAAAACCCCAAAACCCUUCCUUCUGUCUGUUCUGAAUCUUCCAACAUUCAGAGUUUCUGAUGACUCCAGUUUCUAGUAUUACGACCAAGGUAGAAAAAGUUCCCUAUCUACUUUGUUGUUCUUGUGAGCUUGCCAGAGGCAUCCGACUCUCCUCUAUUAGAAAUGGGUUGCAGGGCAAGAUGAAUCUUUGGUCUGAUCUGUUCUUGCAUUCUGAUAAGACGAUGGCAACAACGCAGAGGGAUGCAUUUCAUAUGUGAAUUAGCCAACAGGCAGAACUUUCUGAUCUGCCAGGCAUCAAGUGCUUAGUAAUCAAAUAAUAAACAAAGGUAUGGGGACAUAUAUAUAUUUUAGUCAGGCCAAAGGAAAAUUACAUUAAAUAUUAGGAUGAACUGUUCUGAUAAUGUAAGCGGCAGCAGAAACGGCUGACUAACUAUGGAAUAAAUUUGUCAGUUUAAAUUCUAAGCCAGAACACUUUUAGUAGAGAAUAUUUUUAUUACUAAUAAUAACUAUUGUUAUUAUUUGGACAUUAAUUUAGUAGCUGAGGAUACUGUGCAGUUGUUUGAGCAGUUAUUAAACAAAGUGACAUAUAGGAUUAAUACUGUGAAUUGCCAAGAUCCUGAGGAUUCUGCAUCUUAAAUUGCAUAGGCAGAGGCAGACUGUAUUUAGCACGGAGAGUAGUGAAUAGAACUGUCCUUGAACCUAGUGAGAUCUGGGUUCAACUCUGGACUGGGCCAUGAAACUCACUGGAUGGCCUUGGGCCAGUCACUGUCUCUCAGCCUAACCAACCUCCUGAAAGCAAAAUUAGUUCACUCUUUGCAGAUAUGCCGCCUUCGACUCCUUUCCAGCUAUGUAAUAAAUGCAUAUGCAGUGCAAUCUUGUGCAUGUCUAUUCAGAACAAAUCCUCCCUAAACUCCAUGUGGAUUUCUCCCAGAUGCCUGUGUGUAGAAAAGCAAUCUUAAUUAAUUAAAGGAAUAAAUUGCACUUUUCUUUCCUCCGGAACCAUCAGUAGACUUUUGGCUUCUGUUCUGCACAUUAGGUGGCAAACCUCUCUCAAUUAUUGAUUCAUUUAUAUGGAUCUAUAGCACACAGACCAUGCAAUUCCAGGUCAGGUUAUAUGCAGUUUAAUAUAGCAAAUAUUGUUUGUCUAAUGCAAACAAACCAGGACUUCUCAACAUCUGGUUUUGAACUACAACUCCUGUUCACCCUAACCAGUGUAGUCGUUGGUCAGGGAUGAUGGGAGCUAUAUCUUCUCAGCUUAGAGAAGACUGCACUAAAACACAAAACAAAAUGUGUAAAACAGCAAAACCAAACCAGCAAUGAUACUGCAGAAUUAGUGCUGGUGGAUAAUUCUGAUCUUAUCCCAACUCCCUAAAAGAAGGUCUGCGCAAAAAAAGGAUUGUCUUGAAUCACCACCAAUACAUGUACAAUUAUGGGGCCAGGCACACCUUGAAUGGGAGGGCUUUCCACUGCAAAGGAGGUCCUCUCAUGAACCACCACCCCAUGAACUUCACAGCGUGGCAGAUGCCUCUCCUGCAGGCAAGUCUAUAUUGGAAAGUCAGUUGCUAUGUUGUACUAUUCACUGAGAGCCAGUACAAAGGCAAAAUGCACUGGUAAAUAACUAAUUUUAUUGAAGGACUGCUUCGUGAGGUGGGUUGAGAACUUUUUCCCAUCUGAGAGCCACAUUGCCUCCUGGGCAACCUUCAGAGGGCCACAUGUCAGUGGUAGGUGUGGCUAGAGGCAAAAACAAGCUGAGCAUUGAAUGUGAAUGUUACCUUUGUACAGUAGCCUAUUUCUACACACACACAUCCCUCUGCAUCCUCCACACAGACAAGCAAGAAGCAUUGUUAGAGUUCAAGGACAAAUUCCAGCCAGACAAAGAUGAUUGUGAUUUGGAGAGGGUGUGUGGCUUAGAUAAAUCCACUAUGCCAAGCCUGAGGUUCCCACUCUUAGGAUAGGAGGUAGCACACUAGAGUCAUCACAUUAUUACUGUUUCCGUUCUAUUGUGUUGGCAGGAGGCAGCCAGCUGGCACUCAGUUUGCCUUGGAGUGUUCCACUGCUGAUCCCUAUUCCAAAAUAUUAUUUGACCAAAAUGUUUCUAUAACUAUGAAACCAGAAGAUGCAAGGCUCUGAUAAGAAUACACUUUGAGACGCAAGAGGUUUAGGAAAUGGUGCUAUUCCAGUUUCAACAUAUAUAUUGUAGGACAUCCAACAGGAAAUAGUCUCCCCCGACCCCCAGUCCCAGACCACAUUCGUAUUUUUAUUUUAUUUUAUUUUUAUACCACACUUUCCCCCAUGGGAGCCCAUGUGCUGAGCUGCAUAAAAAGCCAAUCUAUGCAAUAAAAACCUACUUAAAAUACAUCCUUUAAAACUUAAUACAAAUAAUACCAGCAACUGAGAUUGUCAUAGACCAGAAUUCCCCAGCCUGUUCUCUGGAUGUAUGCUGCUGCAAAACUCCCACCAGACCCAACCCAACGACUUCCUGGUGUUUUGGUUUACAGCUUCCAUCAGCCUCAGUCAUUGCAGCUGAACCCUAGGUUGGCGAAUGCUGCAAUACAGAAGAGAUAGAAAUUUGGGUAAACAAAAUAUGACCUCCAUCUGGCUGAGCACCAACAAUACAUGAGACGGACACACUAUCCUGGGGCGGGAGUUCCACAAAUGGGGUGUUGCCAUGGAGAAGACCAUGUCUUGAGUCACCACCCGAAAUGCCACCCUCAUCCGUGGCACCAACACAACUACUGAGCAACUCACAAAGUAUUUGAAAUUUAUAACAUAGGUUAGAUAGCUUGCCCUAUUCCACCAUUUUCUUGUAGGUAUUUCCAACGCAUAGUAAAGGAUUAAAACACCAAAGGUUCUUCCCAUGUUAUGAUCAUGUCUUUGAAUAAACAGAGGUCCUUCGUAGCUGAUCCUGCUAACUGGUAACUUUUUUCCACAAGUGAAAACCCUACUCCAGAAUUACAAGGAAUGUCAAUUCAAUGCUGUACAAUUUUUCCUUAGGGCUCACUUAUUUAAAACAUUUUUAUCUCCCACAAGGCAAAUAAAGGGUCCCAGAGUGACUUGCAAAUGUCAGUGAUAAGAGACUCAAUUCCCAGAGGCUUCUAGUCUAAACAACAUGACAGAAAAGAUACGGGACUGGGGGAACCAGAGAACUAUUUCUUAGUUACAGAGUUCUCAUAAUGACCUUCUGGGAUAGAAAUAAUUUAAGGAGAGGAGCAGCCAAAAGUUCCUGGUCUUUCAGCAGAGCUAACCUGAAAUCCCAUCUCUCUCCCUCUCCUUUAGCCUGAAGAAAUGGCUACUGAUGAUAGCUGGGGGAGGAACCUGAGAGACAGGUUCAACAAUGCAUCCGGUCUAAUUUUUGCUCAGUGAGGGUCAUGUCCUUGUAAAGAUGCACAGGAUAGGAUCUCUGGCUGGCAAUUAUGUCAUGCAGGCCAUCAUUGGACAACAUGGAAAAUGUCUCCUCUUGGAGAUUAGGCAGGAACUGAGUUUUUGGUGCUUCUAGGGUGCUGUAAAAACUUAGCUAUUUGGCUCAGGCAUUUCCAGACUGUAUGGCCAGUUUUCAGCACCCUGACUGCUGUAAUUGAUAAUAUUUUACUGAUAUGGUUUUUACAGAUAGGUUUAAGAUUUGUUGUUAUAUUAUGUGUCUGGCUUGGGGAGGGGUUUUUUGUUUUUGUUUUUCGCUGGUAAACCACUUUGGUACUCUCUAGAGUAAAAGAUGGUAUAG